AUGCGCAAUGGAGCAAUACCGCUGAGUCGACGCAUUGCUGCGACGCAAGCAGGUCGUCCGCCACGCCAAAUCAAGCUUCAUCUGCUGCAGCUGCGGUGGUCUUCCACCACGGUAGGGAGCAGAUCAUGGUCUACACCACUUGCGAAGACCAUCGCUGAAGCCAUCGAGGCCACAGGCCCCAUCUCUAUCGCAGCAUACAUGCGACAAUGCCUCACCUCGCCUCAAGGCGGUUAUUACACCACCACCCGCGCCGAGACGUCAUCAGACCAAUUCGGCAGCAAAGGCGACUUCAUCACCUCGCCGGAAAUAUGCCAGGUGUUUGGUGAGCUGGUCGCCAUAUGGUUCGUUACAGAAUGGAUGGCGCAGGGAAGGCGGAGGGGUGGCGUGCAGCUCAUUGAAGUUGGCCCGGGGAGAGGUACGCUGAUGGAUGACAUGCUAAGGACGAUUGCUACGUUCAAGGAGUUGGCGGCGAGCAUUGAAGGGGUGUAUCUGGUUGAGGCGGGAGACGGGCUGAGGGAGAAGCAGAGGCGGGUGCUGUGUGGGGACAAUCAAGAGAUGGUCAAGACGCAGAUGGGCUGGAGGUGUGUGAGCAGGUAUGAGGGAAUCCCCGUGUUUUGGGUGCAAGAUAUCAAUUUGCUCCCAAAGGACGAGGAGAAGGCGAAGAUGCCGUUCAUCAUUGCGCAUGAAUUCUUCGAUGCGCUGCCGAUUCACGCUUUUGAAUCGCAGCACCCAGCAUCAGAGACGGAGGCAAAGACAUCAUCAUCACUCGUCGACUCGGCCGGCAAGCGUCUUCUGGCUCCAACCCGUCGUUCCACCUCGACAUCUGUUCCAUCUUCAUCAUCAACCACCCCCAGGACAAACAACCAAUGGCGCGAACUCCUAGUCACACCGACCCCUAAGCCCUCAUCAGCCUCGCCACUCUCCACCCAGGCAGAAAUAGAUUCAACUCCCGAAUUCCAACUCGCGCUCUCCAAAACCUCAACCCGCUCCUCCCUUCUCCUCCCCGAAUCCUCUCCCCGCUAUCAAGCCCUCAAAUCCCAGGCCGGGUCCUCGAUAGAAAUCUCCCCGGACUCACUCCGCUACAUCGCCGACUUUGCCCGACGCAUAGGUGGCGAAAAGAGAGCGCCCAACAACGUGAACAGAUCGGAACGAACCACCACCCCCAUCACCUCUCCACCACCCGGGAGUAAGAUUUCUAGUGGUGCAGCAUUGAUAAUCGACUACGGCCCCUCCUCCACCGUUCCGCUGAACAGUCUGAGGGGAAUCAAGAAUCACAAACGCGUUUCUCCGUUCAGUGAGCCCGGGUUGGUGGAUCUGAGCGCAGAUGUGGAUUUUACUGCGCUGGCGGAAGGGGCGGUGCAGGCGAGUGGAGGAGUGGAGGUGUGGGGACCGGUGGAGCAGGGGGACUUCCUUGGGGCGUUGGGCGGUGCGGAGAGGGUUGGGAUGUUGAUUCAAGGGCUUGAGAAGGGGGUGGAUGUGGGGAGAAGUGGGAGGGGAGGGGGCUUAGAAGAGAAGAAGAGAGUUUUGAUGGGCAGUUGGAAGAGAUUGGUUGAGAAAGGUGGCGGAGGCAUGGGCAGGAUUUACAAGGUCUUGGCUAUCUUGCCGGAGGCCGGCGGGAAGAGAGUCCCUGUCGGGUUUGGGGGUGGAGUGGAAGGGUCGUGA
Endocarpon pusillum Z07020 is the source of this 1662-nucleotide messenger RNA. RefSeq lists its product as uncharacterized. Gene Ontology annotation, biological process: mitochondrial respiratory chain complex I assembly. The transcript has 2 exons. The coding region runs from base 1 to 1662 and encodes 553 amino acids. NCBI's taxonomy places the organism in Eukaryota, Fungi, Ascomycota, Eurotiomycetes, Verrucariales, Verrucariaceae. Gene Ontology annotation, molecular function: protein-arginine omega-N symmetric methyltransferase activity. The record is from RefSeq and is a predicted model, not a curated record. Gene Ontology annotation, cellular component: mitochondrion.